Molecule: messenger RNA, 1194 nt
Organism: Dendroctonus ponderosae (mountain pine beetle)
Lineage: Eukaryota; Metazoa; Arthropoda; Insecta; Coleoptera; Curculionidae
Gene: Ras64B
Product: ras-like protein 2
Exons: 4
Coding region: 152-760 (202 amino acids)
Biological process (GO): signal transduction
Cellular component (GO): plasma membrane
Molecular function (GO): GDP binding; GTPase activity; GTP binding
Source: RefSeq, a predicted model, not a curated record
UCAUUUGAAAUUUUGAUUAAUUAGAAUUUUGACGUUUUUGUCUGUGUAUGUUGUGGGGAAUAGUGGAAUGGUGAUUUCCAGCAAUUUUCUUUUACGUUUUUUAUCUUUUUGUUAGAAAUUGUAACGUGUAGACUAUUCCUCAACUAUUUCAAUGAAAAUGUCGAAGUCCAAUGAUAGAACCCCCAGUCAUAUAACCUACAAGCUUGUAAUAGUUGGAGGAGGUGGUGUAGGAAAAUCCGCAAUAACAUUACAAUUUAUUCAGAGUUAUUUUGUAACUGACUAUGAUCCUACAAUAGAAGAUUCCUACACCAAGCAAUGCGUCAUAGAUGAUAUUCCUGCAAAGUUGGACAUUUUGGAUACAGCUGGUCAAGAAGAAUUCAGUGCUAUGCGUGAACAAUAUAUGAGAUCAGGUGAAGGAUUUCUGUUGGUAUUUUCAGUCACAGAGCGAUCUAGUUUUGAUGAAAUUUACAAAUUCCACAAGCAAAUACUACGAGUUAAGGAUCGGGACGAGUUUCCAAUGCUAAUGGUGGGCAAUAAGGUUGAUUUGGAACAGCAAAGAGUGGUGUGGCAAGAGGAGGCGCAACAAUUAGCGCGCAACCUCAAAAUCCCAUACAUUGAGUGUAGCGCAAAAAUGCGAAUGAAUGUGGACAAUGCGUUCUAUGAACUGGUAAGGGUAGUACGUAAGUUCCAAUUGUCCGAAAGGCCGCCGUUGAAAGCCAACUAUAUGAAAAGGGACAAAAAGAGGUGCUGUAUUCUAUAAUUUAUCUCUUCUGACGGCCCGUCGCAACUGUUGUAUGUUUUUGAUUCAAAAACGUAUCUUGUUUGUAUUAUGUAGAUAACGCAUUUCAUACACAAAACAGACUUUUGCAUUCACCUGCCAAACCAUUUCAGGCUUAAAGUGCAAGUUUUAGCAGGUUUUUGUCCUGACGCAAUACUGCAGGUAUUCCAAACGGGUUUAGGUUUAACUCAACAAAACCCGAAUGGAAUAGUUUUGGUAUUGUCGAGGACAAAUGUAACAUUAAGCACAAAGAGAUUUUUCCUUGUAAAUAAUUUCAAUACAUUUUAAUUGAACAAACGACGCUGUGCUUUCGGGAAACAACAUCGCUUACUUUGCACUGUCUGCUUAAAUCUGAAACAGCUAUAAUGUUAUGGACAAAUGAUAAUCCCAGUUUCAUGUAUAGUAUAAAAUUACAC